This is a messenger RNA of Pisolithus orientalis, 1671 nucleotides long. RefSeq names its product Mif2/CENP-C like-domain-containing protein. The coding region runs from base 1 to 1671 and encodes 556 amino acids. Lineage: Eukaryota; Fungi; Basidiomycota; Agaricomycetes; Boletales; Pisolithaceae. Gene Ontology annotation, molecular function: centromeric DNA binding. Gene Ontology annotation, cellular component: kinetochore. The record is from RefSeq and is a predicted model, not a curated record. The transcript has 6 exons. Gene Ontology annotation, biological process: spindle attachment to meiosis I kinetochore; kinetochore assembly; attachment of mitotic spindle microtubules to kinetochore.
AUGCCACGCGAGCCGAGAAAGUCGUCGCUGGGCACCCGACGAGGACCUCCAAGAGAACACAUUCCAUUCCGUGCAGACGAUCUUGGCCACGGAAAGAAGACCGGCAUAGCAGUUCAAUAUGUCGAUCGCAAUUCCGACGAGUUUGAGCCUUUCGACGAGGUCAUGAAACAAGCAGACAACCGCACCCCGCCCCGCAUAAAGUCGAAGAAGAAGCGCAUAGUUGUAGUCAGCCCAGUACUUGACGAAGUCGACGAGGACGGUGAAAUGUCCAUGGACCUGGCUGAAAGCAAUCAGGGCAGUCCCCUCGCGUACUUCACCAAUGCCAGUCAUCUAUAUCACUCAACCAACGCACGACGAUCAAGCUCCCUCCGUCAUCCGCGUCGAUCAUCGAUUGUAGAGUAUGAUCAACUCCCCUCUCCCCGACAUCAUUCAGACACCCUUUCUUCCCGCAAGUCGUUAACAAACGGUGCAGGUCCCUCCCCCCUCACCAAAUCACAUGCCGCACCCGACGCAGAACUCGACGUGGAACCCCAUAACUCUCAGAAUUACCCGGACGCUCCCGAAACUCAGGUGGACGACGGUGCUGAUUACAGUCAUAUUAGCGAUGAAUCCGAAGAGGUGGCAGAGGUGGCGGAAGAAGUGACCGCAUUACCUAGGAGGUCGAAUAAGGGAAAGGAGCGAGCCAUACCGUAUGAGGACCAGGAACCAAAUGGGAACGGGGUCAACGGAGUCGAGGACGAUAUUGCUCGGGGUCUGGAAGGAGUGGGGGAUGAUGCCAACGACGCGGAAGCAGAGGUACCACCAAAGAAAAGGGCCAGAGAGGAGGGUCAGAAGACUCAACAGCCACGGGGUCGUCCAGCAAAACGUGUAGCAAUAGCCCCUCCUGAACGUUCACCCACCCCAGAGGGUGUUCGCCGCGGUCGACGGCAUAGGUACAAGCCCUUGGAAUGGUGGCGACAAGAGAAGGUCGUCUACGGUAGGCGGGAGUCCGGUGUGACUCUAGUACCACAGAUUAAAGAAAUCAUACGCAUACCUAAGGAGCCCCCAAAACCCCUCGGACAAGCCGGCAAAAAAGGACGUGCAGGUUCUGUGCGAGCCAAGACACGAGAACUGAAAACCCCCGUGCCAAGCAAUCCAGAGGAAGGUUGGGACGAGAAAACACUUGCUGACGGUGUUGUCCUUGAUUUCUUGACUCGAGAACCAGUCAAAAGACGGAUCAUACAAACGGCUAGGAUGUUUGAGCCUAGGUCUGCCGCCAACAGCAACUGGUUCUUUCAGAAGAUAUUCGGCGAAGGAGACUUCAUUGCUGCUGGAGAGAUGCGCAUACCGCCACGUGGUGAGAAACCAAGCAAGUCUUCCAAAGAUAACGCAUAUGUGUUCUAUGUCGUCGAGGGUGCUGUUUCUGUUGUCAUUCAUGAGUCCACAUACAUCGUUUCUAGUGGUGGCAUGUUUCUCGUUCCUCGAGGAAACACAUACUGUAUCCAUAACAUUUGCCAACGGGACGCCAAAUUAUUUUUCACGCAAGCGCGACACGUUGGCGAAGAGGAGAUUACACCGGAGCGUGCUUCUCAAUCAGUGCCUCCGACGCCACACCGGCGAAGGCAUUCCGAGGUUGCUGAGGACGGAUCUCGGACGUCAACUGGUCCAAAGAGAUCCAAAAGCCGACAUUAA